GCCACACGCGCGCGCGCAAACACACGGGCGCACAGCGAGCGAGGUGGGAGUCUGAGAGACAUGGCCCACUCGCCGUCGGGAUCGCGCGCGGCGGCGCCGUCGGUCGGGGAGGAUGCCUUCACCGACGCGGCGGCGGAGGACGGCGGCGACUCCAAGCUCUCCGUGCUCCUCUUCGACGUGUCGCAGCAGGUGCAGGGCGCUCUCCAGAACAUGCUCAAGAUGACCAGCGAGAUCGAGCAGUGCGGCGGCGAGAUCGAGGCGGAGAUCGAGCGCGCCAGGGAGGGCGUGGCGGAGAAGUGCCGUGCGCUCGACGACGACAGGGAGCGGUUUCAGAAGGCCGCCCUCGCCGCGCUCGACAUUCUCAGCGGCGGCCGCGUCUGAACGAUCGAUCCCGCCCGCAUCGAUCGGACCACAGUUCCUGCAAGACUCCUCUAUCUGCGAAUGUCGUCGUCGUCAGCGUUAGCCUUUGCUUCCCCGUUCGAACCAACCAGCGCAGCAGUGAUAGUAGACUGACAGCAGCAAUAGUAGCUUGUGGCUUCCUGCAGGCUAUGUAUGUUCUUGCCUGGUACUACUAUGUACAGUUUUGUGGUCGCCUCUUGCACUGCUGUGCUGGAACAGAGACGCGAGAGUUCAGAACUUCAGAGAUGUGCAUGAUCUGAUUGCAUAUGAUCGACGAAGAUAGCAGUAGCACUCUACAGUAUCAGUAAUGCAGAUCUGAUUGAUGCUGUUAACGUGAACUGGCAGUAUCUUUGGGACCAGAAACUUGUUCAUGAAGUGGUGUCCAUCGCUGUCGAUCCUUGGAAUUUACUACGGGAACACUUACCAUAUACG
Phragmites australis (common reed) is the source of this 831-nucleotide messenger RNA. RefSeq lists its product as uncharacterized. The record is from RefSeq and is a predicted model, not a curated record. Bases 61 to 381 code for a protein of 106 amino acids. The transcript is spliced from 3 exons. NCBI's taxonomy places the organism in Eukaryota, Viridiplantae, Streptophyta, Magnoliopsida, Poales, Poaceae.